This is a messenger RNA of Candidozyma duobushaemuli, 5493 nucleotides long. It is a transcript of the gene HIR1, whose product is annotated as Hir1p. Gene Ontology annotation, cellular component: nucleus; HIR complex. Gene Ontology annotation, molecular function: pyridoxal phosphate binding; protein binding; nucleosome binding. The record is from RefSeq and is a predicted model, not a curated record. Lineage: Eukaryota; Fungi; Ascomycota; Pichiomycetes; Serinales; Metschnikowiaceae. Gene Ontology annotation, biological process: regulation of DNA-templated transcription; DNA-templated transcription; chromatin remodeling. The transcript has 4 exons. Bases 1 to 5493 code for a protein of 1830 amino acids.
AUGCCAGAUCUUAGGGCUUCUCGGAGUUCUGGAGCUGGAAACAUUCAGUCAGGUUCAGCUGAGGAGCGUGAUACCAAUGAAAUCGAAAUGAGAAAAGAAGAGGAGGCCAAUCGGUCGUUUUCCAGCGUUCUCAAGGCUGAACUUUUUGGAGACCAUGUUCCAAUGGCUACGGCAGAUCUCUCAAGAAACAGAUUGGGGCAAGACAAAAACGAUUCUUCUACAAACUUAAGGUCAUCUAAUCAUGCAUCAACUACGAUGUCUUCCGCUGGCGGAAACUCAUCAUCGGGUCGUACCACUCCUCCCAGAACCACAGGAUCUGGUGUGGCAUCUACUCCUCGCCUGAGCGCAAACAUGUUCACAUACCAGCUGCCGAGCAAACAGCGCCCCAUUUCGCGGGAUCUUCAGCUGGAACUCUUUUCAUUAUCUCCUGUUCGGUCCGAAUCUCAAAAAUUCCUUCUCAGUCCCCAAAAGAAGCCAAGAAACAUUUCAAAGCUUUCAGAUGACUUUUAUCUAAAUUUGGUGGACUGGGGCUCGCAAGACGUGCUUGCUGUCGGUCUUGGUGACUCCGUCUACCUCUGGGACGGUCUGACACAAUCUGUUGAAAGACUUUGUGUUUUGGAUCAAAAAGAUAAAGUUACCUCCCUUAGCUGGAUUGGGUCAGGUACUCAUCUAGCUGUUGGAACGCUGAAGGGUCUUGUCGAGAUCUGGGAUGCUACGAAAACCAGAUGUGUCCGUACCAUGACGGGCCAUAAACUACGAGUCAGUGCUUUGGCGUGGAACGAACACAUCUUGUCGAGUGGUUCACGAGACAGAACAAUUUAUAACAGAGAUGUAAGAAUCCUGGACCAUUAUGUGAACUGCUUCGAGCACCACAAACAAGAAGUUUGCGGACUCAAAUGGAACGUUGAGGAGAACAAGCUUGCUAGUGGUGGUAACGAUAACAACCUUUUCAUCUGGGAUGCACUUAACACUAAGCCUUUGCAUCAAUUCACCGAGCAUAACGCUGCAGUCAAGGCAAUUGCAUGGUCACCACACCAACGAGGCAUCUUAGCAUCUGGAGGCGGAACUGCUGAUAAGACUAUCAAGGUAUGGAACACUCUCACUGGUAACAGGAUAAACAAUGUUGAAACCGGUUCCCAAGUGUGCAAUUUGAUCUGGUCCAAAAAUUCAAAUGAGCUUGUCUCAACUCACGGGUACUCGCGGAAUCAGAUCAUCGUGUGGAAAUAUCUGUCAAUGCAGCAGAUUGCGCAGCUCACAGCCAAGGAUCUCUCUCACUUGUUAUCGGAGGAAGCCAAGUCCAGAAAGAAUUCUCCUUUGAAAGGAGCUUUCAAGUAUUUCAACCAACCCGGAAUGACCUUCUUGGGUGGUGGAUUACCGCUUUCCGACUAUUUCCCAUUCAACAGAAUGGAGUUGGACGCCCCAAGCGCCCCAUUCCCCAAUGGCAUUGGUGCCCAGGCUACCGAUGAGGACAAGACUGUGAUUGAAGUUUACAAAGACAAGACGAAAAACGACCCCAAGACCAAGGAUGUCGAGUUGUCCAGAUCAUUGCAGUAUGGUUACACUGAGGGUGCCCCAGAGCUCCUCAACUUCUUGAAGGAGCACACUGAGACCAUUCACAAGGUUCCAUACGAUGGAUGGUCUGUGAUCUCAAGUAUCGGUAACACUCAAUCCUGGGACGCUGUCUUGAGAACUUUCGUUACCCGUGGUGAUGCCAUCUUGGUUGAAGAACACACCUUCCCCUCCGCAUUGGAAACCGCUCAUGCCCAGGGAGUUAACACUGUCCCUGUUGCUAUGGAUAGUGAGGGUCUCCUUCCAGAAGCCUUGGAGAAGACCUUGGACCAAUGGGUUGGUCCUAAGCCUAAGUUAUUGUACACCAUCUGUACUGGUCAGAACCCCACUGGUUCUUGUUUGAGUGCUGAGAGAAGAAGAGCUAUUUACAAGCUUGCCCAGCAGCACGACUUCAUCAUCAUUGAGGAUGAGCCAUACUACUUCUUACAAAUGGAGCCCUACACCGAGAACUUGGAAGAGAGAUCCAAGAAGCAUGUUCACGACCAUGACGAGUUUGUGAAGGCCUUGGUGCCUUCCUUCCUCUCGAUGGAUGUCGAAGGUCGUGUUAUCAGAUUGGACUCGGUUUCCAAGACCAUCGCACCAGGCUCUAGAUUCGGCUGGAUCGUCGGACAGGAAAAGUUGUUGGAGAGAUUCGUCAGAUUGCACGAAGUGUCUAUUCAAUGCCCAUCAGGUUUCGCUCAAUCUGCGUUGAACGGUUUGUUCCAGAGAUGGGGUCAAAAGGGCUACUUGGACUGGUUGAUUGGCUUAAGAGCCGAGUACACCCACAAGAGAGAUGUCGCCAUUGACUCUUUGCACAAAUACUUCCCUAAGGAGGUCGUGCAGAUCUUGCCUCCUGUGGCUGGUAUGUUUUUCGUUGUCCAAAUUGAUGCAAGCAAGCACCCCAAGUACAAGGAAUUUGGUGAGAGCGCAUUGAAAGUGGAGGAGUCAAUUUAUAGAAAGGGUUUGGAGAAGGGAACCUUAAUCAUUCCUGGCUCGUGGUUCAAGGCUGACGGCCAGACCAACCCUCCACAACCCCCCACUCCUAAGGAUCCUGCUCUCGAGAAAUUCAUUUUCUUCAGAGGUACCUACGCCGCUGUACCAUUAGACGAAUUGGAGUUUGGUUUGAAGAAGUUCGGAGCUGCAGUUCACGAGGAAUUUGGUUUACUCGCUACAGGAGGUUUGGACGGAAACGUCAAGAUAUGGGACACCAAGCUGAUCCUACGAUACAAGGAUUAUCAAUCUGAAGGAGGAGAGAACGAUGUUUUAAAAGAUAAGAUGGAUAUUGACGAGCAGCCGCAUGAACUAAAACGACCUGUUGCUUCUAUGUCUAGACAUAACGGAGCAGUAACGUGUGUGAAAUUCUCACCAGACGGAAAGUUUCUAGCCUCAGGCUCUGAUGACAAGAUUGUUCUUAUCUGGGAGAAAGACGAGGAGCAGGCAAAUAGGCCAAAACAGUUUGGUGAAACCGAGGCCGACCUAGAGCACUGGAUGGUGAGAAAGAGACUAGUGGCCCACGACAAUGAUGUUCAGGAUAUCUGCUGGUCUCCAGAUGGAUCAUUGUUGAUAACUGUGGGUUUGGAUCGUUCGAUUAUUAUCUGGAGCGGAACGACUUUUGAAAGAAUCAAGCGUUACGACAUUCACCAGUCCAUGGUGAAGGGUAUUGUGUUUGACCCAGCUAACAAGUUCUUUGCUACGGCUUCGGACGACAGAACUGUUCGGAUCUUUCGUUAUUCAAGGAAACUCAACGAUACAUCGAUGAACAAUUACGAAUUCCAGGUUGAGCAUAUCGUCAUGGACCCAUUCAAGAAGUCACCUCUUACCUCGUACUUCAGAAGAAUGUCUUGGUCCCCAGACGGACAGCACAUUGCAGUUCCAAACGCCACAAACGGCCCCGUGAGUGCCGUCGUUAUCAUCAACAGAGGCAAUUGGGCUACUGAUGUGUCUUUGAUCGGUCAUGAAGCACCCUGUGAGGUCUGUUCCUUCUCUCCUCGUCUUUUCCGUGAAGACAGUACUAAAUCAGACCAGUACAUGACAAUUCUUGCCACAGGUGGUCAAGACAGGACACUAGCGGUGUGGAGUACUGGCAGGACGAAGCCCUUGGUGGUAGCAGAGGAAGUGGUAGAGAAUGCAAUUACCGAUAUUUGUUGGGGUCCCGACGGACAGUCGUUAUUCCUUACAUCGCUAGAUGGCUCGGUUACAUGUGUUAUUUUCGAUGAGAAGGAACUUGGUGAAAUUGUCGCUGAAGACGUAAAUGACUCCCAGUUACUACGCUACGGUGGAGAUAGAGAGCUGACUGUGUUUGCUGAGAGCGCACAGCAACUCGAGCUCGAAGAACUUGCGGCGAAACAGGAUUUAGCAGCUCCCGCUCGUCCAACGACACCAAAGCUAGAACCAAAGGUGAAGACUGAGGAUGACUUCACCACUGCCCCUUCUACACCGCAUAAACCCAAAGAAGAACCACAGGCUACCAAGAAGAUCAGCAGUCGAACACAAAGUGUCAAGAUCACCAAAGAUGGGAAGAAACGAGUUGCCCCUAUGCUUAUAUCGUCAGCUGCGGCCCCAAAGACGAGCAGCUCCUUUUCGCAGCCAUCAAUUAAGUCUUCUAGAAAGUUUGACAUCAGCAACAAGGUCUCCCAGACUCCUUAUCACCUACCACGACUUGGUGUCCAGACGAGUGUUCAUGGACUUCGACAGCGUAAUAGUGCUCAUGGAGACGAUGUGCUGAAGGCGAAUGAGGACCAAGACAACGAUAAUGAAGACAUCGGAAUGGACGACCCUAACGCAACUCAUAGCUCAUACAAUGGAGGAACAUUCAGAAAGAAAAUGAAACGCUACAGAAGGUGGCUCAUGAAGCAUAAGUACCCCACGCCAUUCAAGUUCGUUUCUGAUUUACCUAACGUUCUUUUCAGAAACGCCGAUAUGAUGAACCACGAACUAAGCAGUCUUAUCCAGAAAAAGGAUAUUGUCAACUCGCAAGAAAUCAUCAACCCUUCAUCAAUUGAAGCUGUUGACGAGAACAUCAUGUUUCAAGUUGUCGUGAAGUCGGUUCAACAUUUGCACAAAACACCAAAGUUUUUGGAGAGGGUUUCCAACGGCGAUAGUGACGAGCUAAUUUCGUCCAUCGUUGAGGUCAGAAAUGGCUCUGCUUGGCCAGAGGAUGAUGCCUCUUUGAAUGCCGAUUACGCCCAACGGUUGGACUUUCAAGAUCCAACUCAGGUAAUUGUCACCAACAAUGAGAAAAGUGAAACCAGGGACUACAUUAUCUACUUUCCUUUUAGGAUCCAACAGGUUGUGCCCAUUUUGUUUGAUGACAGUCUAUUUUACUAUGUGUUGAUUUCGUUCGAUGGAGCCAUACAAAUAGUCUAUGCCGACUCGGGCAGUUAUCUAACACCCCAACUUGAAAUUGGCAGCAAUAUUGUCUUUGCGAAACAGAGCGGACGGUAUCUUCUCGUUUUGACGAGUUCUGGUCUUCUAUACGUCUGGGAAUUUUUUGGCACAAGUUACCAGAACAUAAAGGGCUCCUUGAAAGGUGUUUCCAUUGCCGCUGUUAUAAACAGCGAGACAGUCCUCCCCAAGAUCGAUCCUGAUUCUACCAAAAAAGGAGUUCACCCAUCGGUGGUGGUGGAGGUUGUGAGGUCUGUUGAUGUUGAUCCAGACACCGGAGCUCCAUACAUCACCUUACAGAAUACCAACUCUGUCUACACAUACAGCAGUGAUAUGAUGGUCUGGCUCAAGGCCGUGGAACCAUGGUAUUAUCUUGCUUUGCAGGAAGCUGAUUUACAGGUGAGAUCGCCGCUUUUGCAACUGCUCCUCAAGAAAACGUAUACCUCCAACCUCGAACAGAUAGAGAGAGGUAAGAGGAGCAGGUAUACGUUCAAUGAGCAGAACAAGGAGCUCGAAGAAAACAUGAAGCUGCGAUUCAGUGAGCAAGUGGAGCUACUUUGA